AUGGCCUCUAAGGAAGAUAUUGAGAACAUUAACAAGUCCAUUGAAACAAUUUCUAACAUUUUACAAGCACUCACUACUAGAGUCAACACUAUAGAGCAAAACAAAGUUACCGCGGCUGCAAUGGGCAAGAUCAAAGAGCAAAUGAGCAAGAUUUAUGAGGAUUUCACCUAUGUGGAACGGCCUCCCACUCCCUUAGAUAUGAAGGACAGACUGCCUGAGAAGUUCUCCACUGCUGAUAUCCCCAAGUUCAAGCCAACUGACAACCCAAUCAAAGAAGAAGUCGAUCACGUGGAUGGUGAAGACGUUGAAAAUGGCGAUGAUGAAGCUGACAGCGACAACGGUGGUGAUGAUAACCAAGAGGUUGGAGAUCAAGACAACCAGGAUGAUAACCAGGAGGAGCAAGGUGAAAAUAACCAGGGAGAUGAUGAGAAAGAAAACGAUGAUGAGGUCAACGACGACCUAGAGGAAGACGGUGAAGAUGAAGAUUAUGAGGAAACAUCUAAUGAAGAAGCCGAUACCUCUACUGACGAGGACUCAGACAAAGAGAAUGAGCGAAUGACGGUGGAUCCCUUCGACGCUGAAGGUUAUGAUGAUGAAGGAGAUUACUCCGAUGACAACUUGUAUGAUUCUGACCCUGAGGUGGACUCAAAUGACUACGGUACUGGCAGCAACAACAACACCAGCAACCAAUAUCAUUGCAGCCAUUACCGCAGGUCUCCAGAUCACUAA
Chenopodium quinoa (quinoa) is the source of this 729-nucleotide messenger RNA. RefSeq names its product prostatic spermine-binding protein-like. Bases 1 to 729 code for a protein of 242 amino acids. The record is from RefSeq and is a predicted model, not a curated record. The transcript is spliced from 2 exons. Lineage: Eukaryota; Viridiplantae; Streptophyta; Magnoliopsida; Caryophyllales; Amaranthaceae.